ACUUUUUGUUUCACCCAAAAUAUGACGUAUGUCUAAAAUAUUUCUAAAUUUAGAACAACUUAAUUUCAUUUGAACUCAUGUCAUAGUCAUUUAUGUAUUAUUGUUUGAUUAAAAAUGAAGCAUAUAACAAAAACAAAGACAUUUGAGCAAAAUAUAUAUACAUAUUCUAUUUUUUUGUCAUUUUAUUUUCCAAGCAGCUUCGUCAUCAACUUUAACGAUGGAAUGUCUCACGAUCGCCGUCUAUGUCUACACAUUUUCCCUUUAGCCGGCAAAAUUUCAGUCUCCCUCUUUACUUUCGUCUUUGACAGCCACUAGCCGAGGAUGGCGCCGACCGCCGUGCAGCCCGCGCCCGAGGUGCUCCCAGAGACGGCCGCGGCGCGCGGACAGCGCUCGCAGGCCGGCAUCCGCGCCAUCCUGCUCGGGCCGCCCGGCUCUGGCAAGGGCACGCAGGCGCCGCUGCUCAAGGAGCGCUACGGGGUGUGCCACCUGUCCACGGGCGACAUGCUGCGGGAGGAGGUGGCGUCCGGCUCCAAACUGGGACAGGAGCUCAAGGCCACCAUGGACGCCGGCAAGCUGGUGAGUGACGAGCUGGUGGUGUCCCUGAUCGACUCCAACCUCGACUCGGCGCCGUGCGCGCGCGGCUUCCUGCUGGACGGCUUCCCGCGCACGGUGGUGCAGGCCGAGAAGCUGGACCAGCUGCUGGAGGCGCGCCAGAAGCCGCUCGACUCGGUGGUCGAGUUCCGCAUCGACGACUCGCUGCUGGUGCGCCGCAUCACUGGCCGGCUCAUCCACCGGGCCUCCGGCAGGAGCUACCACGAGGAGUUCGCGCCGCCCCGCGUCCCCAUGACGGACGACGUCACAGGCGAGCCGCUGAUGCGACGCUCUGAUGACAACGCCGAGUCGUUGAAGAAGCGACUCGACUACUACCACAAACAGACCAAGCCGCUCUGCGACUACUACAGCGGCAGAGGCAUCCUUGCCUCUGUGGACGCCGCCCAGAAAUCGGACGUGGUCUUUGCCAAUCUGACAAAGAUAUUCGACAGCGCGAAAUGUAAGGACCUGGUGAUGUUUGUAUAGCCGAGCGUUCGCCGCUCGUCUGUAGCGUGCCUGCUGUGUGAGGGCCGCGGCGCCGGCGGCUCCCGCUCCCAAGGAGCGUCUCCUGCCCGCUGCCGGAGGGGCCCUGUGACCCGACCUGACCCGGCCGGGGUCAGCGACCGGCGACUGGCGGUCGGCGCCGACUGCGACCAGCAGCAUAAUGCGUCCGGGGCAAUAGACGACUGAGAUACCUGCCGCAAUGUGUUUGGCCUUAUUCGGUUGUGUUCUUUUAUAUUGGGCUGGCUGAGUACAACGACAGUAUUUUCUGGGAGACUGCGGAGUAGAUGGGAAUCAUGAAUACAAAUAUCGCACAACA
This is a messenger RNA of Amphibalanus amphitrite, 1411 nucleotides long. Its product is annotated as adenylate kinase-like. The record is from RefSeq and is a predicted model, not a curated record. Gene Ontology annotation, cellular component: mitochondrion; cytoplasm. Gene Ontology annotation, molecular function: AMP kinase activity; ATP binding. Bases 322 to 1077 code for a protein of 251 amino acids. The transcript is spliced from 6 exons. Lineage: Eukaryota; Metazoa; Arthropoda; Thecostraca; Balanomorpha; Balanidae. Gene Ontology annotation, biological process: ADP biosynthetic process.